CUACCAGUCAGGACAGAUCCUGCAGACAGUGUGAUGACACUUACAAUGCGUAAAAAAGACACCUUGCUUUGACGGUGAGCAACACAUGCCGUGGGGAACAUAUUAAAUACGGUGGCAACUUGUGGAUGUUCCUCCAGUCUCUCCGCAGCUCUGAACAGGAGUUGAACCACUGAACUACUAGGGCGCUCUCAAGUUUCUGAUGCCAACAAGUUCUUUUCUCCGAGCCUUCACCCGCAGCCAAACGUUAUGUUGGAUACAUUUGGGCCGCAGAGUGCCGGUGUGGUCGUCUCCAGCGCGGACCUCCAGUUAAAACUGACGGACAACAAGAGCAGCCUGGCCGCAGCAGGGAUGGGGAUGGACAACGGCACUGGGAAGAAAUUCAUAGAGAAAACUGGACCUGCUUUAUCCAAAAGAAAGCUUCUGGUCGGCUUAGACCUCCUGUGCCUCUUUCUUGCCUCCAUCCCUUUCUUUGCAUGUGAACUAAAGGCGAUGAGUCCAUACAAAAGGGGCUUCAUAUGCGGAGACCCCAGUAUCACCUACCCCUACCUGCACAGCGAGGCCAUACCUGACGAACUACUCAUCGCUGGUGGCAUCAUCAUCACCGGCCUCACAAUCGCCCUUGGGGAGUGCUACCGAGUGCGUUUCCGAGCUGUCAGCUCCAAGGCCUUUGUCAGGAACCUGUAUGUGUCCUGUCUGUACAAGGAACUGGGCUGCUUCCUGUUUGGGUGCUGUGUCGGCCAAUCAUUGACAAACAUGGCCAAGCUGAGUGUGGGCCGGCUGCGGCCACACUUCCUGUCUGUAUGCGGUGUGACUUAUGCAUCGCUUAACUGCACGCCAGGAACCUAUGUUGCAACAGUGAGCUGCCGCCAGCCAGACCACCGGUUAGAGGAGGAGGCCAGGAAGUCCUUCUUCUCUGGCCAUGCCUCCUUUGCGAUGUACACAAUGCUCUAUUUAGCUUUUUAUCUGCAGGCACGGUUGACAUGGCAUGGGGCUCGGCUGCUGAGGCCUGUGAUCCAGUUCUUCCUGAUUCUGCUGGCAGUCUACACAGGCCUGACCCGCAUCUCAGACUACAGGCACCAUCCAACCGAUGUGCUAACUGGUUACAUACAGGGAGCUCUCACUGCUUACUGGGUGGCCUUCCACAUCUCAUCCAUGUUUAAAAGCUCCAGCUCAGAUCUGUCUCCUACUCUGUCUCCGACCUUGGACAGCCCCUUGUCACCCCACCAUACCGUCUGUUAAACUUCACAUCCACCAACCCCUGCCUGCAUCUACCUGCCUAUAGUCUGGUCUGGAUAGACAAAAGAUUUGAACAAUGUGAGACCAUUUCCUGUGAAGUCAAACCACAUACCUCAGUAUUUGGACAGAGUCUGAGAGGGGAGGGGGCAGUAGAGCUUGUGUAAUACUGAAUGUGGCUCAAAAGAGAAAACAAAUGAACCGAGAGAAAUGAAGAGGGAGGCAGCUGAAAAUGAUACGGGCUGCCCGUUUGAGUGUUGUGUAAGCAGCUUGUGCACUCGACCUUUUGCCUUUGUGAUUGACCCUCGCUUGUGAUACUUACCUGUGAGACGACUGAAUUGUGAACACACAAAAACCACUACCACUCUAUAUGUCACCUGUAAAUAUAUACAGAUUUUUGUACAACUCAAAUGAUACUGUAAAAGCACUUUUUGAUGUCCAUGAUAGUAGUAUUAAUUACCACUUUGUAAUGACUUGUAGGAUGUAAUAUAUUUUAUACAAAUGUG
Messenger RNA from Scomber japonicus (chub mackerel), 1739 nucleotides. Its product is annotated as phospholipid phosphatase 3-like. The record is from RefSeq and is a predicted model, not a curated record. Gene Ontology annotation, molecular function: phosphatidate phosphatase activity. Bases 247 to 1239 code for a protein of 330 amino acids. NCBI's taxonomy places the organism in Eukaryota, Metazoa, Chordata, Actinopteri, Scombriformes, Scombridae. Gene Ontology annotation, biological process: phospholipid dephosphorylation; phospholipid metabolic process; signal transduction. The transcript is spliced from 6 exons.